Molecule: messenger RNA, 832 nt
Organism: Vicia villosa (hairy vetch)
Lineage: Eukaryota; Viridiplantae; Streptophyta; Magnoliopsida; Fabales; Fabaceae
Exons: 2
Coding region: 65-748 (227 amino acids)
Biological process (GO): positive regulation of cytoplasmic translation
Cellular component (GO): cytoplasm
Molecular function (GO): translation regulator activity; zinc ion binding; single-stranded RNA binding
Source: RefSeq, a predicted model, not a curated record
GUGGCUAGAGACCCGUAGGAGGUUGGAGGCUCAUGGUGAGGAGAUCACUUGGAUUGCGUUUCGCAUGGAGUUCUUAAGGAAAUACUUUCCUGAGGAUGUCCGUGGUAAGAAGGAGAUUGAAUUCCUUGAGCUGAAACAAGGGAACAAGUCUGUUGUGGAGUAUGCUGCUAAGUUUGGUGAGCUGGCUAAGUUUUACCAAUACUAUGAUGGUGCGAAUGGUGAGUUUUCCAAGUGUAUCAAGUUUGAGAAUGGGUUGCGUCCAGAAAUCAAGAAAGCGGUUAGUUACCAGAAGAUCCGUAUUUUUGCUGAUUUGGUGGAUAGUUGUCGGAUUUAUGAGGAGGACAACAAUGCUCAUUAUCGUGUUAUUAAUGAGAAGAGGGGCAAGAAUCAACAAAGCCGCGAGAAACCGUAUGAUGCUGGUAAAGGGAAGCAAAGAGUUACUCAUGGUCAUAAGACUAGUGGGGGAGAUGCUCCUGCUAGGAUUAUAUGCUUCAAGUGUGGUCAACCUGGUCAUAAGAGCAAUGCUUGUACUGCUGAUAUGAAGAGGUGUUACCGUUGUGGUAAGACGGGACACAUGUCAUCUGAUUGUAAGCAUAAGGAUGUUGUUUGCUUUAACUGUGGUGCGGAGGGGCAUAUUGAUAGCCAGUGUCAGAAGCCAAAGAAGACAGCUGUAGGUGGUAAAGUGUUUGCUUUGUCAGGAACUCAGACAUCUAGUGAGGAUGGCCUUGUUAGAGGUGAUUCGCAUUGAGAGGAGGUUAGCCGAGUUGGUCUUGAGUAGUUGUCGCUCUGAUACGUAGCACUCGGGGGGACGAACGCGUUAAUUUACUUGCUA